Messenger RNA from Labrus mixtus (cuckoo wrasse), 4543 nucleotides. RefSeq names its product SATB homeobox 1a (gene satb1a). Gene Ontology annotation, biological process: chromatin remodeling; regulation of transcription by RNA polymerase II. Lineage: Eukaryota; Metazoa; Chordata; Actinopteri; Labriformes; Labridae. Bases 979 to 3699 code for a protein of 906 amino acids. The transcript is spliced from 10 exons. The record is from RefSeq and is a predicted model, not a curated record. Gene Ontology annotation, molecular function: RNA polymerase II cis-regulatory region sequence-specific DNA binding; DNA-binding transcription factor activity, RNA polymerase II-specific.
UUGCGUGCGCAUAGGGCUUUGAAGUGCUGUCCCGGAGUCACUGCUGUAGCCUCGUGUAUGAUAGGGAAUGCACUACAGGAGCUCAGAGCCGCGUAUUGUUCUCUCUGGAGCCUGACCCACGGUAACAGCUGAUCCUCAGUCCCGAUGCUCUGGACGGGAGGUCGGCUCUUGAACUUGCACUGAGGCCAAAUUCAUCGUCGCACCGGAAAGCGGAAAGCGCGGCUGGAGAAUAGGAGGCAGCCUACAGACACAAUACUAACGAGACUGCAAACACGAGGUAAUGUUGAUGUUUGAGAGACGAUCCAAGUGAGUAAACGGACGAGCACUGACGGCGAUGAGACGCGUUUCUGGAGAUCGAUGGAAGCGAGAUUAACACACGGGGUACAGGCGGAAUGCUAAUGUAUGAUGGCAGGUUGGACAUGCACGGUGUGCGGACUGAAACAGGUUGGUUUCUCCUCGAUCAAACUUCAGCCUGAUCAGACGUGGGACGAUCGGCGCGCAUUACGGUGCUGAAGAAGAUGAACUGAAUCAGUGUUGCGCGCCUGGAGAUGACAGCAGGCUGGGAAACUGCGCUCCAUCGUUCACUGGACUUUUACUGGAUUUAGAGGGUUAUCCUCUUCGCUACAUGUGGGUGAAGGUCACCCCCUUUUACUGACCCGGAUAUCCUUCAGAUCUGAGUGUGUGUAUGUGUUUUCUGAUAUUAAGAGUCAGUACAUGAAGGAAAAGCCUUAUUUACAGUCUCUCACCAAGUAUCCAAAUUUACUUCUGUUUGACUCAUAUUUUAAUUAUUGACAUUCUCUAUGUAGCAUAUUCUUCACCAAUGAAAAUAUGACAUUACAUUUCUCUGGGAGAAGUCACUUAAAUAUGAUAUCCGCUUAGCAGUACAAGAAGCUAUUUAUGCUGAUAUGAAGGAGAGAUUUACUGCCACUGUGUUUGAAUUUUCAGCAUGUCUGUCUCUGUAAUAGUGCAAAACAACAGAUGGAUGUCCUGUGUAAUGGAGCAAAGAAACCUGAGGGCGCAGAUCCCCUUUUAGACCCCCAGCCUCCGCCUGCCAAGCUGGCUAGACUGGAGUAUAACGGAGCGGGACCCUCUGCCCAGGAGAGAAGCAGGCAGGGGAGCCCCGUGGCCAAAAACCUCGGCGUGGCCCAGAAGCCCACAGCAGUGAGGCCACAGAGCAAGAGCUGGCACACCAAAGGGAGUCUGCUGCCUGUGUUCUGCGUGGUGGAGCACAAGGAGAGCGCUCCGGAAAGAGAGAGGAGAGAAGAACACGCUGAGUUUGUGUUGGUCAAAAGAGACCUGCUGUUUAACCAGCUGAUAGAGAUGGCCCUGCUGACGCUCGGUUACUCGCACAGCUCCGCCGCACAGGCCAAAGGUCUGAUCCAGGUGGGCAGGUGGAACCCCGUGCCUCUGUCCUGUGUAACAGAUGCUCCUGAUGCCACAGUGGCAGAUAUGCUGCAGGAUGUUCACCAUAUUAUCACCCUUAAAAUCCAGCUGCACAGUUGUCCCAAAUUGGAGGACUUGCCCGCAGAGCAGUGGAGUCACUCUACAGUGAGAAAUGCUUUGAAGGAACUCCUCAAGGACAUGAACCAGAGCACCCUAGCUAAGGAGUGCCCACUGUCCCAGAGUAUGAUAUCAUCUAUUGUAAAUAGUACUUACUAUGCAAACGUCUCAGCAGCCAAGUGUCACGAGUUCGGUCGAUGGUACAAGCACUUCAGGAGGACCAAAAGCUUCAAGGAUAUUGACAACUUCUCUGAACAGUCCACGCACGUCACCCUGACCCAGCAACCAAUCACAAGUAGCCCAGCCGAGCAGAGCUCCACCCUUCUUUUCUCUCGUGGAGAAGUAGCCAACAUAUGUGGCCGUUCCCCCCUUGGCCUGCGCCCUCACAGCUUAGUGACCCAACCGCUCAGCUCUCAAAUGGUCAACCAGCAGCUAGUGAUGGCCCAGUUUCUCAACCAGCAGUACGCUGUUAGCCGCAUGCUAGCCGGGCAGGGUCACCCAUCGCCCCCGCAGCAGUAUCUCAAUCAUCCGCCUGUAGGGAGGGCACCUCCUAAGGUCUUCUCCCAUCCACCUGAAUCUCAAGCACCGCAACAGGCACACUGUGGCCCAGGAGGAGGCCCUGCACCCGGACCACAAAUCCAUACAUCAGCCGGGUCCUCCGUGGGGCUAACAGACGUGACAAGUGACAUCUACCACUGUGUGAGGGAGGAGCUGAAGAGAGCGGGCAUCUCUCAAGCCAUCUUUGCUCGAGUUGCAUUUAACAGGACCCAGGGCUUGUUGUCUGAGAUCCUGCGGAAGGAGGAAGAUCCUAAGCACGCCUCUCAGUCUCUUCUGGUAAACCUGCGAGCCAUGUACAGCUUUCUGCAGCUGCCUGAAGCCGAGAGGGAGCGGAUCUACCAGGAGGAGAAAGACAGGAGCCUGACUGGAUUCACCCCCAGCUGCAACAACACGCCACCAAGACCUACACAGGCGAGACUGUCCCCAGUUGCAGGAGACAGAAGCAUAAGGACAGACAGUUGUGUUCUCAACGUGAGCGCUUCUAUCUACGAGGAGAUUCAGCACGAGAUGAAGAGAGCCAAAGUGUCUCAGGCUCUGUUCGCAAAGGUGGCUGCCUCCAAGAGUCAGGGCUGGCUGUGUGAGCUGCUGCGUUGGAAGGAGGAUCCCAGCCCAGAGAACCGGACCCUGUGGGAGAACCUGUGCAUGAUCCGCCGCUUCCUCAGCCUGCCGCAGACAGAACGAGACGCCAUCUACGAGCAGGAGAGCAGCAACACAACUGCACAGCAGCACUGCAGUGACAGACUUGCACUGCUCAGCAACGACAAUGCACUGUACCAACGCAACUCUCCUCUACCACCUCAACACCACCUUCAACCCCAUCAGCCCCUGCAGCCGGAGGCAGCCCCUUACCUGUCUCCACAGCAACCAUGUGCCGCAUCACCGGCCGAGUCCGAGGCAGGGGGAAACUGGGGGCACAUGAGAGUGCGUCUUCAGGGCAGGAGCUGUAGUAAUAGUGAGAGAGGGGACAGUAAGGAGUGCAUUGAGGAGGGACGAGGAGAUAAGAGCAUGGUCGGAGGGGACUGGAGUUGUACAGGAAGGUUUAGGGAAAAAGGAACUGAAGGCAAAGAGCUGGUGAAGGAAGGAAAUGAAGGUGAGGUAGGAAUAAGUGAGAUAAAUGGAGACGGAAAAGGGGAUGGGGUUGAGGAGAAACUCACAAUAAAGUGGUCCAGAUCGAAGGAUGAGGACCAAGAUGGGGCCAGGGUGUGUUUAGAGUCAGAUAAUGCAGUUCAAGGAGGAGAUGAGGUUCAGGGGGAGGGGCUAAGAGUGUCCCAAGAAGCGCUAGGAAUCCUGCAGAGCUUCAUCCAGGAUGUGGGCCUCAACCCAGACGAGGAGGCGGUCCACACUCUGUCGGCUCAGCUGGGUCUGCCCAAACACACCAUCCGAAGGUUCUUCAACAGCCAGGACCAGGAGCAGCAUCAACACAGCAGCCUGAGCCCUAAACACAGUGAAGACAAGCAGGAAAGCCUCGCACAGACUGCUGAACGAACAGAGGAGCAGGAACAGGAAAGGGAUGGAGAGACUGAAAGAGAAGAAAAGGAGGAGACACAAACAUGCAGAAGUGAAUUAACUAUUUCAAAAGAAUCAGAUGCUGGGACUCAAACUAUUCCAUCCGUCAAGGAGGAGCAAGAGAGCAACAUCUAAAGACUAAAAAGUUGACCUAUUGUAAAUAUUAUACAAAGACAGUUCAACUACAGUAUACUUAAAAAAAGCUGUCUUUUGAUUGGAGGAUUCCUUCUGUAAUUGAGAGACAGAAAACAACUGUGCAGAUAACUUUAUAAAACAUUGUUCCUGUGUAGAUUCAUGUCUGGAUGAAUGGGACCCAGUAAAGCUGCAGAUUACAUAUCACUACUGAAAUCUAACAAUCAUAGCUGGCUGAUUGAUGAAGUUUGACAUUAAUGCCAGUAAUGCCUUGUGGAAAGUGGCACCUCCUGUUUUUUUAUGAUCAAUAUCGCCUUUGUUUUUUUUGGGGGGGGGGGGUGGGGGGGAGAUUUGGUCAAUGGCCUUGUUCUUCAAGUUUGUCUGUCACAGUUUAUGAGAAGAUCACGCCUUUCUGAAUCGAUUUGAAAUUGGUUGACUUUUUUGCAGCUAAUAAAAAGCAUUUCAGAAUCACCCUUUUAGUAAAUGAUACGACAUCCUCUUCAAUAUGUCACUGCAUUUCUUGAUUAAUCAAUAGAUGAAUUACUGGAUGUGUUACCACACUUCUACACACAUAUUACAAGCAUCUCCCCUGCAAAUCAGUCCAUUUCAGCUCCUAUUUCUCCCCUUUAUUCACAUUGUCAAUAUUUGUUGUGCACCUGAAUUAAGUAUUUCUAUUGAUGCAUGAAUUUCUAAUUCUCCCACCCAACAGUAGUUAUGUUCUUUGAGGUUGAGUGUUAUGUUGAAACAUGUUGUGGUCUUCCUUUUGUGAUGAUUAAUCAUCCAAACAAACUGUAGCAGAGACAGAAACAUCAAUGAUUUGAGUGUUAUAAAAUGUCUAAAAAGUGAA